AUGGUAAUGUGGAAGCGUCUUGUUCCCACCGCCGUGGCGGCGCUGGCUGCCAGCGGGGUGAGCGCAGCGAGCUACGACGACAUUCCAGACAUCGAGGUCUAUGGACAACAUUUCUUCUACACAAACAAUGGCUCGCAAUUUUAUCUCAAGGGUGUCGCAUACCAGCAGAACUACUCUCCCAAUGGCUCAACAAGCGCCAAUACCAAGUACACUGACCCGCUUGCCGAUGGCGACGCCUGCCGACGAGAUAUUCCCUACCUCAAGCAAAUCUACACAAACAUCAUCCGCGUGUACGCUAUCGACCCGACUCAAAACCAUGACGACUGUAUGGAGCAACUGGCCAGCGCAGACAUCUAUGUCAUCUCCGACUUGGGCGAGCCCGGUACAUCCAUCGAGUCAAACAACCCAGAGUGGGAUGUCACGCUUUACCAGCGAUACACAGGCGUCAUCGAUGCGCUGAGCAAGUACCGAAACGUCAUUGGUUUCUUUGCUGGCAAUGAGAAUGUUAGCAGCGACAACCAGACCGCCGCUGCCGCAUUCGUCAAGGCUGCUGUCCGUGACACAAAGACAUAUAUCAAGAACCAGAACUACCGCAGCACUUUGGGAGUGGGCUAUGCAACUGCCGAUGUACCGUCUCGCGACGAGCUUGCGCACUACUUCGCAUGCCAGCCCGGCAACGCGGGUAACACAACCUCGAUCGAUUUCUGGGGUUACAACGUUUAUUCUUGGUGCGGUGACAGCAACUACGCAAGCUCUUCCUACGGCGAGCGCGUCCAAUUCUUCUCCGAUUAUCCGGUGCCCGUUUUCUUUGCUGAAUACGGUUGUAUCGAGGGUCUUAGCAGCCCCACAAGCCGUCCAUUUACUGAGGUCGAAGUUUUGUACGGCAACAUGACCGACGUCUUCUCUGGUGGUAUCGUCUACGAGUGGUUCAUGGGCGAAAAUGACUACGGACUCGUUUCAUUGGCUGAUAACGGCGCAAGUGUGUCUCCAUACCCCGACUUCACGUCUCUACAAAGCCAGCUUGCUUCCGUUACUCCGACCACCACGCAGCGCUCCGAGUACACACCUACCAACUCAGCACCCGCUUGCCCUUCAGUUGGUGGAACUUGGCUCGCGCAAGCUUCUCCGUUGCCUCCCAACGUGAACCCUCAGCUAUGCGCGUGUAUGGUAGACAGUCUACAGUGUGUCUACACGUCCGAUGACGACGACGCUUACGCCGACGACUUCAACUACAUCUGCGGCGAGAACGAGGAUUACUGCAGCGGAAUUGCGCGCAACUCUACAACUGGCGACUAUGGUGCCUACUCUGGCUGUGAUCCCAAGGACCAGCUCGCUUUCGUUGCAAACCAGUACUACAUUGGUCAGAAGAAGCGCGCAGAUGCCUGCAGUUUCUCGGGUAGGGCAAGCACACAGAGCGCAUCGACUGCGAGCGGUUGUGCCUCGUUGCUGAGUGCUGCGGGCAAGAACGGUGACGGCACCGUACCCACUGCUACAGGCAAGGGCACAGCAGCUGUGAACGGCGGCAGUGGUAGUGGUGGAGCAGCAAGCUCCAGUAAGUCCGAGGCUGCUGCUCCUAGCGUUAAUGCCCCUGGCUUCUUUGCCCAUGGUGAUUUGAUCAUGGGUGCAUACGCUGUUCUGGCAGCGGGAAGUUUGCUGGGCAUGCUUGUACUAUAG
This is a messenger RNA of Alternaria burnsii, 1674 nucleotides long. Its product is annotated as carbohydrate-binding module family 43 protein. The transcript is spliced from 2 exons. NCBI's taxonomy places the organism in Eukaryota, Fungi, Ascomycota, Dothideomycetes, Pleosporales, Pleosporaceae. Gene Ontology annotation, cellular component: cytoplasm; fungal-type cell wall. Gene Ontology annotation, biological process: fungal-type cell wall (1->3)-beta-D-glucan biosynthetic process. The record is from RefSeq and is a predicted model, not a curated record. Gene Ontology annotation, molecular function: 1,3-beta-glucanosyltransferase activity. Bases 1 to 1674 code for a protein of 557 amino acids.